Messenger RNA from Colletotrichum navitas, 1017 nucleotides. RefSeq lists its product as uncharacterized. Gene Ontology annotation, biological process: regulation of DNA-templated transcription. NCBI's taxonomy places the organism in Eukaryota, Fungi, Ascomycota, Sordariomycetes, Glomerellales, Glomerellaceae. The record is from RefSeq and is a predicted model, not a curated record. Gene Ontology annotation, molecular function: DNA-binding transcription activator activity, RNA polymerase II-specific; transcription cis-regulatory region binding. The transcript has 3 exons. Bases 298 to 978 code for a protein of 226 amino acids. Gene Ontology annotation, cellular component: RNA polymerase II transcription regulator complex.
CAGGGACUCCAGAACUCCCCGGGACCUACAUCAAGCUACGCCCACCUGCACGCGCAGCUUGAGCUACUAAGCAAGCACACCACGCCCAACCCGUCAGACGACGCGACAGCCCCAUCCCGCGGAGCUCGUCCCCAAUCUCUUAACCCACCGAGCGCGUCGCCUGCUCAUGGCUAUAGUGAAGGCUCGACCUCGCCACCUACUGACGUCUUGCCGCCGAUAGUCAACAAUCACACCGACUCCGAAGCGCAUAUCCAUCCUGAUCUCCGAGCUCGAGCUACCCACGCGCCAGCCGUCAACAUGAUGCCCGCUGGCGUGCCUCCGCAACCCCAGCAACAGCAACAGCAACAGCAACAGCAACAGCAACAGCAGCCGAUUGCACCACCUGCAGCGACUGCCGGCCCCUCCACGGCGCCUCCUCCUCACUCCCCUCCGUCAAGCAUGGCGUUGGACGAGACCGCAGAGGGCCGCAAAGCCAAGCGCGAGUUGUCGCAAUCUAAGCGCGCCGCCCAGAACCGAGCUGCACAGAGAGCUUUCCGCCAGCGCAAGGAGGGAUACAUAAAAAAACUCGAGCAACAAGUAAGGGAUUACAUGGAAAUGGAGCAGCAGUACAAGGCGAUGCAGUCAGAGAACUACGCGUUGCGCGAGUACGUGAUCCACCUUCAGUCGCGCUUGCUUGACGUUCAGGGCGAAGUCCCUCAGCCUCCACCCAACGUCAACCUCCAACACCCGUCCAUGCCGGCUCCUCCGGUUCCAACGAGUGGCCCGGAAAUCCCUCCCAGCAAUGCGGGCGCCGGCCCUCUUGAAGCUGUCGCGCAGGCGGUGGCCGGUCUGCAGGCCCAGGAACAGCUUGCAGAGAGGCAGCAGUUUACAAACAAGGGCUUUCAGCCUGAGCAGAUGAAGGAGGAAACGCGACGGGAGGGUGAGGAGAUUGACCCCCAGCUGCCGGACAGCCUCCCGGCUCCGACCGCUUCUAUGUGAGCGCGCCCGAGAAAUAACGGCGCGUUGAAAUUUCAGUCU